This is a messenger RNA of Lycium barbarum (goji berry), 1071 nucleotides long. RefSeq lists its product as uncharacterized. The transcript has a single exon. Lineage: Eukaryota; Viridiplantae; Streptophyta; Magnoliopsida; Solanales; Solanaceae. The record is from RefSeq and is a predicted model, not a curated record. The coding region runs from base 1 to 1071 and encodes 356 amino acids.
AUGAAUGGAUGCUAUGCCAAUUGUAGUAAUAAGAUCUGGAUCUUUUGGAACUUUGAUGUCUCAUGUUCUAUAUAUGCUAAUGAAGAUCAGCUGGUCACUUGCAAAGUAGAGCAUAAUCCCUCGAACAGUUUCUACUUUAUUUCUGUGGUGUAUGCAAAAUCUACAUCAAGUGGUAAAGAAGAUCUAUGGGGGUACCUGAGGGCUUUAUCUUCUACUAUAGACCACCCAUGGGCUGUUUGUGGAAAUUUCAAUAGUAUAAUUACAAGUGAAGAAAAACAAGGAGGCAAACCUCAUAGAUUGAAUAAAAGUAUCCCUUUCAUCGAGUGUCUACAAGACUGUGGAUUGAUGGAUAUGGGGUAUGUUGGCUGCAAUUUCACAUGGUGUAAUGAAAGAAGUCAUGAUCAAAUCAUUUGGAAAAGAUUAGAUAUGGUAGUGGUUAAUGACAAUUGGAAUGGUUUAUUUCCUAUCACAGAAGUGCUUCAUCUUCCUAGAGUGAGCUCAGACCACUGUCCCAUCUUAAUCUCAUAUGGCAACCAAAAUGAGAAUCACAUCAAAUAUUUUAGGUUCCUCAACUUCUGGGUAGAUCAAGAUGACUUCCUAGAGGUAGUGAAGAGUAACUGGAUUAAUCAUACUGAAGGAAAUGUUAUGUGGAACAUCCAACAAAAAAUGAAAAAUACUAGCAAAGCUCUGAGCAAUUGGUCUAGAAACAACAUUGGAGAUAUUUUCCUGAAAGAGCAGCAGAUGGGGGAUUUGAUUAACCAAUAUGAAGAAUCAUACUUACAAACUCUCAAUGAAGAUGAUAGAAUGAUGCUUCAUAAAUAUAAAGCUGAGCUAAUAGUUCAUCAUAAGAAGGUAGACUCCUAUUGGAGGCAAAAAGCAAAUCUCAAGUGGGAAGUAGAAGGUGACAACAAUACUAAAUUCUUCCAUUCGGUUAUCAGAGAUAGAAGAAGCAGACUGCAUAUUCACAGAAUUCAAGAGGGGGAAGAUUGGAUAGAAGGGGAAGAAAAUAUUGCUACUGCUGCUAUAAAUUUCUAUCAGGAUUUUAUUUUCUCAGGACAAUACCAUCAUUGA